CCCGAGCAGAGCGUUUAUGGAAUUCCCGAUUUUGCUUUUAAUUCGAAUGGUUGGGGUCCAUGUUCCAUUCCGGAGCAAUUUCAGGACUUGCCCCUUGAGUCUUUUAGUCGAGAUGAUAAGUUGGGAAUGAUUAUCGAUAUUAAUAUGCUUUCCGGUAUGCAGAGACUGCAAAGUAAUGUGGAACAGAACGAUGGCGACUUCGUCAAAGUGGACAAAAUGCACACGCCCGUGUCUCACAAGAGCAAAUUGCUGCACACAAAGACAAAGGCCAGCUACAAUGCGAACAACGCAAACCAGGCGGCGUCUGGAGGCAAGGGUCGCAGUUCGCAGAAGAAGGGCGCUUCGCAGUACCAGCGUCGUAACUAUGACUUCCUGCAUCUGCCCUCGAUCACGAUCAAAAGUACAUGGCCGAGCCUGUUCCAAGUGGAUUUCCGCGAUCUCGCGCAACUCACUCUCAAAACCCUCCCCGCCGUCUCCGAAUUUGCUUCGUGCGGUAGCUACAACACCUACAACCCGCUCUAUGACUCGGUCAACCUCAAGAAAACCGCGGCUCUGGAGGACCACGCAGCGAGCGGCGAUCUGAAGGUCACUUCCGUGAUGAAGGACCCGUUCAUCGCGCAGCUGGUGAACUCCAAGGCCGCGCAGAUCUACACCACCGACGUGGCGCUGUCCCAGCUGAUGGUGGCGAUCCGCUCGCAGCUGAGCUGGGAUCUGGAGGUGAUCAAGAACGAAAACGGCCUGUUCAUCUCGCACCGCGACGGCGUGUUCGACCAGUACUCGGUGAACGAGACGUCCGCGGAUCUGCCGACGGAGGAGGAGAACAAGAACAACUGCUUGUGGAAGGAGGUGACCGACAUCAACCGCGACUUCGCCAAGCAGAUCAUGACGUCCGAGGUGACGGCCUGCGAGUUCCCGUCGCCGUUCCCCGACGAUAACCCCGAGAAGAUCAACCGCAUGUAUCGGUACCGGAAGUUCACGCUGUCGGACGGGCAGGUGCUGCUGGUGCGCACGGAGGUCCACGGCGUGCAGACGAACCGCGAGAAGCCGCAGCUGCUGAACGCGUACGCGGUGAACGAGUGGUGUAAUCGGACGCCGCUGACGAAUCGCUGGCGAAGCAAGCUGGCGGCGAGCCCGGGCUACGCGCUGACGGAGGACAUGAAGAACAAUAACUAUCGGCUGUCGAAGUGGGGCGUGCAGGCGGUGCUGGCCGGCGUGGAUUUGGUGAAGAUCGGGUAUGUGAGUCGUCGGAAGAUGGACGAUAUGUAAGGGAGAGAGGGAGGGCGAUGAGCGGUAGAAACAGCGGACAUGUGAUUCUGGGCGUGCAGAACUUCUCGCUGGAGACGUUUAAGAAGCAAAUCAUGCUGAACGAGCAGAACAUGUGGGCCGUCGUGGAGUAUUUCGUGAAGCUGCUGAGCAAGGAGGAGAACGGACACUACAUUCUGAUGAAGGAUCCGCUGAAGGGAUUCAUUCGAGUGUAUCGCGUGCCGGAGAGCGAAGUGGAGGCGAUGGAGACGCAGACGCUGAGCAAGGAGGAAUCGGAGUCGGAAUCGGAAUCGGAAUCGGAGUAUUCGGAGUAUUCGGAGUAUUCGGAUUAUUCGGGCUAUUCGUAUUCGGAUGAAGAGUAGUAAUGAUGAUGAUGAUGAUGGGAGUGAUGAUUGGAUUUU
Molecule: messenger RNA, 1664 nt
Organism: Blastocystis hominis
Lineage: Eukaryota; Bigyra; Opalinata; Blastocystidae
Exons: 9
Coding region: 145-1266 (373 amino acids)
Biological process (GO): translational initiation
Cellular component (GO): cytoplasm; eukaryotic translation initiation factor 3 complex
Molecular function (GO): translation initiation factor activity
Source: RefSeq, a predicted model, not a curated record